Messenger RNA from Epinephelus moara (kelp grouper), 9738 nucleotides. It is a transcript of the gene reck, whose product is annotated as reversion-inducing-cysteine-rich protein with kazal motifs. The record is from RefSeq and is a predicted model, not a curated record. The transcript has 21 exons. Gene Ontology annotation, molecular function: metalloendopeptidase inhibitor activity; protein binding. Gene Ontology annotation, biological process: extracellular matrix organization; blood vessel maturation; sprouting angiogenesis. Gene Ontology annotation, cellular component: plasma membrane. NCBI's taxonomy places the organism in Eukaryota, Metazoa, Chordata, Actinopteri, Perciformes, Serranidae. Bases 142 to 3033 code for a protein of 963 amino acids.
GUUCUGCGCAUGUCCUCUGCGGUCCACACACAAGACCUGGAGAGAGAGAGAGAGAGAGUUAACAGGGAUUCAUGGAGCAUGUCACAGCACCAGUGUUUUCUAUGUCUUCUUAUCCACGAUGCACUUUAGGAUUUCAAUAAGAUGCGUGUGUGUUUCCAGAUAAUCAGUUUCUUCCUCGCCGUAAACUUUUACUGCCAGCCGCUCCGAGCUCAGGAUCCCUCCUGCUGCCAACAUGCUGCCGAGUUCUCGCCUUGCAAAGAAGCUUGUGACCAGCUCGCCACUAUAAAGAGUGAGUCUCGUCUAAAGCAUCUCCUCCAGAGGUUACCCAGUUACUGUCCAGAGUUGAUGAAUGAACUUUGGAUGUGCAUCAACUCCACACUUCCAGGAGUAUCCAGGAAGUCAGACGGCUGGGUGGGACUGGGCUGCUGUGAGCUGGCCAUCUCAGCUGAGUGUCGCAGGGAAUGCAGACAGGCAUCGUCUAAAAAUGACAUAACAAAAGUAUGCAAAAAAGUCACAGAGAACUCCCUCUACAGCUGCAUCACCAAAAAUGAAAUGGGCUCCACAUGCUGCAGCUAUGCAGGGCGUCACACCACCUGCAGGGAGUACUGCCAGGCCAUCUUCAGGACCGACUCGACCCCCACCGUGUCCCAGAUCAACGCCGUCAAAGAAUACUGUCAGAGUCACAGUGCCCAGCUGCUCAGCUGCGUCAGCAACUUCACCAAGUCUUACCCCAUACGCAGCCCGAUAGACAGUCUGUACUGCUGUGACCGGGCGGAGGCUCCACACUGCCAGGAGGCUUGCCGGCGAAUCCUUCGCACCAUGAGCACAGAGCAUGAGAUCAUGGAGGGUUUGAUCGAGGAGUGUGGCUCCCAGCCUCUCCCUCAGGAGCCCAUGUGGCAGUGCUUUCUGGGCAGUGCCCACCCUCCCUCCCCACCUGAAGAGGAGACCCCCCAUCCUGCCAAGAUGGACUGUGCCAAGCUGCACUGCUGCUCCAAGGCUAACACGUCCCUCUGCAGGGACAUGUGUCAGGAGAUCAGCACUAACUGGGGCAGCCAGACGUGGCAGGACUUCGACCAGCUCUGUGAGUACAACCCAGUGGAGACGGAGCUCAUCAACUGCCUGGCUGAUGUCAGAGAGCCCUGUCAGCUGGGUUGCAAGGACCUCGCCUACUGCACCAACUUCAACAACAGGCCGACAGAGCUGUUCCGCAGCUGUAACGUCCAGUCAGACCAGGGUGCCAUGAACGACAUCAAGCUGUGGUCCAACGGUACGAUCAAGAUGCCAUUCAUGAACAUCCCCGUGCUGGACAUCAGGAAGUGUCUGCCGGACAUGUGGAAGGCGGUGGCCUGUUCGCUGCAGAUCAAACCAUGCCACAGCAAGUCCAGAGGAAGCGUCAUAUGCAAGUCAGACUGUGUGGACAUCCUGACCCAGUGUGGCGACAGGAAACGUUUCCAUGAAGGUCAAACUCCAGAGAGGAUCUGUGAGCUGCUGUCGCCCAUUGAUGACCCUGAACGCUGCAUCCCCCUCCACAGAUACCUCACCCCCAGUUCCCUAGGCAACAACAUCGUGGAGGAGGUCGUCCAUCCAUGCAACCCCAACCCCUGCCCCAACAACCACCUAUGUCAGGUCAACAGGAAGGGCUGCCUUGAUGAACUCAACUGUCAGCCAUACCUCUGUGUGCCAGGCUGUAAACUGGGCGAGGCCUCAGAGUUCCUGGUGCAGCAGGACGCUCGUAUCCAGGUGCCAACUCGCGCUGGCCCUGCCGGGUGCUACGAGGUGUGCAGCUGUGGUCCCAGUGGGCGCCUGGAGAACUGUGUGGAGAUGCCCUGUGUGGACACCAACAAGCCGUGCGUCGUAGGAGGACAGAGGAGGAGCCACGGGACGACUUUCAGGAUGGACUGCCACACCUGCUCCUGCUUCGCUGGUGACGCCAUCUGCUCUACGAGAGAAUGUCUCAGCUUCGACAGCUUCAACGAGGACCACAAACACUUCACCGGCCUUCCCUGUAGUUGUCCAGACCGCUUCGUCCCAGUGUGUGCCUCUAAUGGGCGGACCUAUCCCAGCGCCUGCGUGGCCCGCUGUAUGGGUUUCAAGGACUAUCAGUUUGUCUUCGGUCUGUGCCGCCUCAGUAACCCCUGCGCCAGCAAACCCUGCCAGAGAAACCAGAGGUGCAUCCCAAAGUAUCGCGUGUGUCUGAGUGACUCGUCAGACUGCCUGCAGUACGAGUGUGUUGGCCGGCCGGCAGCCUGCGAUAAGAACAGCGUGGAGCCGGUGUGUGAUACCGACGGCCUCGUCCACCCCAGUCUGUGCCAGCUGCAGCAGGCUGGGAAAACCAUGGCGUACAUGGGCCACUGCCAGGACGCCUGUAGGAAGCCUCAGCAAGUGUGUGGCCAUAACGGUGAGACAUACAACACAGUGUGUGACGCCUUCUCCGACCGCGUGGCCAUGGACUACGAGGGCCCCUGCCAUGCUGUAGGGGCCGUAUCUGAUGUGGCCCCUGAGUCUGCGUGCAGUGUGAUUCCCUGUCCACCUCUGUCCGCUCCAGGCUGCCAGCCUGUCAUUCCACCUGGAGCCUGUUGUCCGAUCUGUGCCAGCAUGCUGCAGAUCCUCUGGAACAAAGAGCAGAUGAACACUUUCUCCAAGCUGAAUAAGAACCAGCCCGUCACGGUCCACGACGUCUUGCAGAUCCUGCGGCUUCACGUCUCGGUGCCACAGUGCGACGUCUUCGGCUACCUGAGCAUCGACCACGAGCUGGUGGUCCUCAUCGCUCCGGUGGACCAGCAGCCGACCCAGCAGCCGACCCCACUGCAGAUCGAAGCCUGCAGUAAGGAGGCUGAGAAGAUUGAUUCCCUCAUCAACUACGCCAGCCCCACGCUGGUCUCCCACGUCCCCCUCUCUGCAUUCCUCGUGUCCGAGAUCAAGACCUCCUCCAUCCGCUCGUCCGGGGGCACUGCGCCUUCACCUCUGCCCCCGGGCCUGUGCUUCCUCCUGGGCCUCGUCAUCGCUGCAGCCCCUGUCCUCCACCAGGUCUAAGUGCUUAUAACCCCCUCCAGCAUCUCUCUCACUAACUCUUGAGUGUUCCAAAGUACCCGCGCCUCUCUUCCUGGGAUGUUGGGGAUGUCAUGAGGUGAGUGUGUCCGGUGGUCACGGAGCAGGAAGAAGCAGCAGCGACGCCUUUUUUCGACAAUCAUUCCUAUUGACUCACCUGCGUGCCAAACAAUCAAGGCGGUGGAAAAGCUAUUAUUCUGGAAAGCUUUUGUAUGAACAGUGUUAUUAAGUGGAAGAGUUACUCACUGGGUUUCCCUCCAGUGAAGUGUGCUUAAGUGUGUGAAUGUGUGUGUGUGUGUAUGUGUGUGAGACCUUUAAGAAGCAUUUGACUUCAUACCAGCAGUGUUUAUCCAUUAGCCCUAGCAGCGAGCUCUCCUCUCAAAGCUGUUGAGUGGGAAUGUAAAUUUCAUGACUCACUCUGCCUUGCGCCGAGGCUUUAUGUGUGGGUUUAUAUGUGUGUGUGUGUGUGUUUGUGCAUGUGUGUGUGUCCGAUUGGAUUUCAAUAGACGAGGACAAAACAUCCCUGUCUGGCAGCACAUCUGUCUGACAAAUUACCCAAAAUUCCCUCGGCCACACACACUUUCACACCCACUCACACACAGAUUGGUGUCACUCAAUCCAGACUUCAGUGUGUAUCAGAUGGAGUCUGGUCAGCGUUCAUGUGACACUUUUAAAGCCUCCGCUAAAUGAGAAUGCACAGUCUGUACCGCAGUGCAUGUUGUACUGUAUAUACAUGUGAGGUGUAUAUGGACCUCGUGUUUGAACCUCUAACCUCAGCAGUAUUAGUGCCAUGCUCAUGGACUGAGCCAGCUCAGAUGAAACUAAUCCAGCCUCCAAAGUCGGUUGUAACUACUGACCAAACAAAGUUACGGAGUCAAUCAAAAAGUGGAAAUAUUAAGGGAGCCCAGGUUCUGACGUGGUGGUCGGGGUUAGAUGUCAGUCUUACCUGAUGACACCAAGCUUUCCUUCCAAAACAGUCCUGGUAACACUUUGUCUGAUUUUCAUAAAGUAGCGUUCAUAUAUUAUAAGUUAGUAUUAUAAAUGCAUGAAUGCAGAAAGUAUAAAGGGAAAAAUGCUUAAUGGAGCAACUGUGUCAUUAAUUCUAUGACAAUAUACCAGUGUUGUUCUGCUCCGUAGCCCGAUAACUCAAGUCGUGUAUUUCUGCUGAGCAUUUUUCAAAGUAUAACAUCAUGGAUUUCCUCCUUUUCAGCUUAUUUCGCAACCAUGUUAGCAAAGGCGUAACUUUGGUGUGAGAAGGAACAUGUAAAGACUUUGGUAACCAAAGUAUAAUCAGGGAUAUAAUUAAGUUUGUUAAAUUUAAAGCUAAAUUCUACAAGAAUAAUACUAAAUAUGCUACUCUGUGGCACUUUCGAAGUAUAUCCUCCUGAGACCCGAACUUUUGUUUGGUAUGCAUUUUUAAUGUCUCCUAGCUAUUUGGGAUCAGCAAGAUCUGGUAAAACUAAACAUCGUCAACGAUAAGUAAGUCCCAACUUCCUCAAACGGAACAAUGCUGAAGUCCUAAUGUCUUUAAACGAAUACUUACACAGAGUCAUAUCUUGUUACUCUUGCUAAAAUUGGUCAAAUUUGUUGCCAUAUCAAACUACAAACAUUAUUAAUCAUAACUAAACAAGUUGCAGCCAUAAAAUGUGACCAGGUCUUGGACCUUCUCCACUUUGGUGUCAGGAUCUGCUCAAGACUGACUUGGCAGGGAUGGCUGCCAUCUUGUUUUUACAUGGAUUAGUGUAUUGUGUUCAUUCUACCACUAGAUGGCACAAAAAAGUUUCCACAAAUGAGGACAACAGGUCUGAGUUCAGUAGAAUGAAGUACAAGGUCAAUUAAACCCAAAAUGUGAUGUCCUCAUAUGAGGACACAGGGUCUCAGGAGGAUAUGAGAGUAGUAGUUGCAAGUAGUUUUAAGUGAUCAGAUCACAAAAUAUCGUGGUGGUCGUUAACACUUGUAUUUAGCGCUGCCCACUUGUGAUCAGUAGUGAUGGCCAAAUGAAGCUUCAUGAAGCAUUUUCUUUAUUUUCCGAGCCCACUAGAUGGCACUCUUUGUUCAACAAAAGGUUGAAAGCACACUGAAUUGAGGCUUCAUUUGGCCAUCACUAGUGAUCGGGUCACACAAGACACGUGUUAAUACCAGGUGUGAACAGGCUGAUAAUGCCACAAGCCACAACAAAAGGACCAUCCUAACACACGAUAAGGCCUUCACGUGUUACAUUUUGUCCAACUUACUGUCCAAAAACCAAAGGCAAAUCCUUACAUUUGAGAAGCAGGAACCACAGGACCACCAAUAAAUGAUCAGUAAAUGAGUCAAAUAGAUUUUAAAAUAUAUAAUAACAAUAAUUUCAUGUUGAUCAGUAGGAAAAUUAGACCCUGAGACAUAAACGCUGCUUCAUAUAGUCAGUCAACCAGUAUCCAUCUACAGUUAAUCCCCCUUUGGUCAUCAUCACACAGUAAUGCAGCUGCUAAUAAGGGCCGUAACUCAAACCUCUGCCCAGUGGUGCAUUCAGUGAUGCUUCAAAAGCUGGAAUGAGCUCCAGCACAUUGUCAGAAAAAUCACACCCAGUAGACAAGAACUGACAUUACGAAAAGAAAGUGAGUUUGCUUGUUGUUGCAUGAUUAAGAUUGAGACUGAUAGUUCUAGUCCCUGAUUGGAGCUGAGUAACACAAGAUCAUUUAACUUUAAGACAAAAUUAAAGCGAUCGCUGUGAUGGAUCACCCAUCUCCCCUUUUACAACUCUACAAGUUGUUUUUACAGUGUUGUGAAAUGAGCUGAAGCCAAUAGCUGUCUGGAGGAAACCAUUUAAAAUCUGACUGUAUGCUUUGGAAAAUGGUCGACAGGAAUGCUAAGUUCCUGAUUUGUACUUCAGGGUGUACUUCACCAUUCUAGUGUUGCACCUUCAUAAAGUCUUGCAAAGAAUGGUCAACACGGGAUAUUGUAACUUUUAGUUCAUAGUAUUGGAUCCUAGAAUCCCCAUAAUUCAUUUGAUAGACGUUUUAUUAGGUUCUUAUUGUCCAAUAAAUGCCAACACCUUCAUCAAGUUUUAACUGCUGGGAUAACCCUGAUGACAUCACUGUGACAUCAUCAGGGUUAUUACCCCCAAUUCAUCGUAUUUUUUCAUAUUUGUUGGAAUAUUAUGCUGUCUUUGUUUCAAGCUAGGGUUGCAGCGAUAUUCCGGUGUCAACGUGUUCCCAUGUAGUGUGUGUUAUGUUGUGUUUACACCAAACGCGAUGCGAAUUUUCAGGUUGCGUUACUCGCGCAAGUUUGAACGCUAAAUAUUUUGUGUUGACUUGCUUCAUACGGGCAAAUAACCUGCAUCAUGUGGGCGUGAAAUCGCUGAAUCGAUGAAUGAACUUCUGCUGGUACAUCCUCGGCAUCAUACGUCUCCGGAGGAUCUCAACACUGAUUGGUUAUUGUGGCGCAAAUUGGUUGCCAAAGUUAAGAUUUUUCAGCUCUCGUGAAUAAGCAUAUGACGUGAAAUUCCGCUUAAUUCACUUAUUUUGUGUCAUUCUCGUCAAGUCCGUUGCGUCGUCCAGGGGGAAUGAGCGUCUUUACAUGUAAUUCACUUUUGCAAAUUGUUUUAUUCGCACCCGGUGUGAACACAACAUUAGAGGAACCACUAAUAAAGUGCUACCAGGACGCAAAUUUGCAGAUCCUAGGACAGCAAACGAAUGACCCGCCCUACUCUGCCAUGAUUGGCUAGUACUUGUUGCCUUCAUUGGUUGGAUUGGUCUUGGCAAGAAGAAUGGAAUUGGUUAGGGUCAGGGUAAGCCAAUCAGAGGCAAAGUAAGGCGUGUCAUUCCUUCGCUAUCAAAGGACAUUUGCUACCAGGAAGCGCCCCAUCAGAAAGACCCCGACCACAGCUCCCUUUGUGUGAGGCCAGUAGCUCUGAAAGGCAUUAAAGGGAUGCUUCCUGUCUGUAAAUAUGAACUAGAAGCCAUUAAAUAACAAAAAGGACAAUCACAUAGUCACUACCCACAAUCCACUUUGGGUAGAGAAGAUUUCCACAGUAUGCCUUGCAUAUAGUGUCUUAUAUGAAGUAAUAAUGAAAAUGCAAUAACUUUAUAUUUGUUAAGAAAUGUCUCUAUAUUUGAUGUGUAACGGAUUGAAAUAAUGAUCACCUAUGUGCCAUGUUUUUAAGCAAAUAGCUGUUAUUCUUUAUUGCAUGAUGACAAUUAUGAAGUGUUUUUACUCCAGAAUGUAUUAGUGUGUGUGUGCAUGCGUGCGUGCGUGUGUGUGUGUGUGUGUGUGUGUGUGUGUGUGUGUGUGUGUGUUGUCCCAUCUCUAUGUGUUUGUCUGUCUGCCUGUACAGCACAACGUGUCCCUGUCUCUAACAGUAUUACUGUGCUAGGCAGCUCUGUAGCGGAGAACCUUCACCACGGCUCCUCAAACUAUCAUUAUUAUUAUUUGUAUUAUUAUUAUUAUUGUUAUUAUUAUUAUUAUGAAUAUGGUUGUUGUGUUUAUGUCCUCUGGAGCCAACAUGAACUUAAUACAUGUCUGCAGUGUUUAAUUUGAUUUAUUGCCACGUUAGAAAAAAAGAGUUCACCUAUUCAAACUCAGCAGAAGUUGUAAAGACUGAAGUUCUUUCCUCCAAAGUAAUGAAUAGUUCAGCAUUUUGGGAAAAAGUAAAGACCUGAGCUAACUAAUAUUAGAUUCAUCAGUUGCUUUCAAAACUUUUUUUUCAUGUUUCCAGCUAGCUUCUGUGAAGAUGACAAUCCUGCAAAAUGGUGUUGAAUAUGUGUUGGAUGGCUUUAAGAUGGCCUCUAUGAUAUCAUGCUAAUUACAUCAUCUGAAACGACUCAGAAAAGUCAGGCUGAAGCUGAUGUUACAUGAUCCAGGCAAAGUGAGCUUUUUUUUUUUCUCACGCCCCUCCGUGUCUCAUAGCAACGCACAGGGCGCCCUUCAGGGUAUCUCAGUAACGCACAGCUGAAACGCAUUGUAACAUGUGGGUAGUGUUGUGAAACAUCUGUAAUGUGACGUCAGUAUGUUUACAUGACAUCACAGAAAAUUGAUAAAUUGUUUCCAACUAAAACCGGACAUUUAAAAUCCAUGUAAACAUGUUAGACUGACUGAAAUCGUACUAAAUCAAAUUUCUCAAAAUCGGACUAACACCCAGAUAAUGCCAUUGGGAGCUGAAUUCCUGCAUGUAUCCAGUCAAUCAGACCCAAACUGGCCGAGGCGCUCUGAGCAUGCUCCACAGUUUCCGCCCCGGGCUUUGACCCGGAAGUCCAAUAGCAUUAAAUGUGUAAGAGAAGAAGAAGCCGGUAACAACAUGGAGAAAUCUACAUACAGAGCUGUGAAGUUGUCCACCAUGGUACCAGUUAGCUGCUAGCUAACCAUAGUGAUGGCCAAAUGAAGCCUCAUGAAUCUUUUUGUUUAUUUUCUGAGCCCACUAGAUGGCGUUCAUGAUUUAAAGAGAGAUGCUCAAAGAAUGGCAAUUCAGUGUGCUUUCAACCUUUUUUUGAACAAAAAGCGCCAUCUAGUGGGCUCAGAAAAUAAAGAAAAUGCUUCAUGACGCUUCAUUUGGCCAUCACUAGCUAACCGUAGCUAACUUGUUUGUCCAUUGUUUGGUCUGUGACGUAAUAGGUCAACAGGAAAAAGGUCCAAUACUAACAGCUGAAAGGGGGCAUAUCUCCACCUAUCGUAGAGGAGUCGCACAUACUUGGCUCAAUAAAUGGAUUCCCCUCGCGUGCUUGUAUACUGGGACAAGGACAGUAGUCCGAUUAAAUGUCCUAGUCGAGCUUUAACCGUAGCUCGACUUAACUUCGCAUGUAAACGUACUGAAAGUGCAACAACUUUACGUAAAUUGCGUAGCAUUGCAUCAAAACACUGACUUCUGGUUUCACAUGAGACAUAGGUACGUAAGUGACACAACAUUAUGUUAAAAUAACGUAGACUUUUAGUUUCACGCAGGAUACGAACUGGGUGAAAGUCUUGUGUUGUUUGAAGACUUUCUCGCUCUUUACUCUUCGUCAGUUGCUCAAGCUUUGCUGCUGAUGGGUUUACAUUGGAGUUAGUGAAAAGCGCGGUGGAUCUCAUAAAGAGGCGUAAGGGUGACGAGAACAGUAUUUGAUGCCCUGGGAAUGAGUACGUGUCAGCUUUAGAGGUGUUAGUGGGUGAACUUUGGACAGAGCUAGGCUAGCUGUUUCCCCCUGCUACCAGUCUUUGUGCUAAGCUCAGCUACAUGAGCUCUCUCAUUAGCUUCAUAUUUAACACACAAGACUGAUAUCCAUCUUCUCAUCCUGCUCUCAGAAAGAAAUCUAAUAAGCAAAUUUACCAAAAUGUUAAACUAUUCAUAUGUUAAGAUAUGUUUUGUUGGUGUUUCACAGCCAGCUCUGCAGCCCUCUGGAAGCCGACAGUAUUUUUAGCAGAAAGCUCAUUUCUCCUGUCUUGCCCUAUGAUGCAAAUGCAGUGUUAUGGAGUGUAACUAAUGUCAGCUAAGUCAGCUGUCCUGAGCAAAUAAACCCUCAGGCCGGCUGGAGGAGUCGGACCAAUCAGCUGAGAUGGUCUCUGUAAUAACACCGGGACUAUUGUCACUCACGCUGUGUUUCUCGGUGACACCAUGUUCAAUUCGUCUUACCAAAUUCUCUGUGGCUCACUGAGUGUUCUCUUCUCUGCGUUCUCACUGUGUUUGUAAAAAAAGAAUUGGAAGAAUGCAUAUUUCAUGAAAUAUAAAAAAGCAAUACC